UCAAGUGUCUCAUCGCUUCCUCCCCGUCACCAUCAUGUGAAAAAAAAAAAAAAAAAGGGUUUGCUCUUCCUCCCGGAUCCUCCCCUCCCGCUUCGCCCUUUCCGUCAGCGCGGACGUGCUCGCCUGUCUCUCCAGGGGGGGUGUGGUGUCCCUGCCGCCGACUAACCCAGCCCGCAGGCUCGGCGUGAGGCUGAGCAGAGGAUGAGUGAGCAGGGGAAGAGCUCGGCAUCCGCCUCCGCCGCGGCCCCGCCGCCAGGCUCGGAUACUUACAAAGGUUGGCUUUUUAAAUGGACCAACUACCUGAAAGGCUACCAGCGGCGAUGGUUCGUCCUCAGCAACGGCCUACUGUCUUAUUACAGGACACAGGCGGAGAUGGCACACACAUGUCGUGGGACCAUCAACCUAGCCACUGCUCACAUCGACACAGAGGACGCCUGCAACGUUGUACUGAGCAGCGGCGGCCGCACAUACCACCUGAAAGCUUGCACCGAAGUGGAGCGGCAGCGGUGGGUCACGGCGCUGGAGUUAGCCAAAGCUAAAGCCAUCCGUAUGACACCCAACCUGUCUGAUGAAUCGGAAGACGAGGUGCCGGCAUCUAAGUCCAACCGCAACGAGAUUCAGGGAACUUUAAAGAUUCUUGUGAGCAAGCUCGAUGACCUCAGCACUUGUAACGACCUGAUUGCCAAGCACGGGGCAGCCUUGCAACGCUCCCUCAGCGAACUUGAGGGCCUAAAAGUCCCUGUGGAGGGAGGGGAGAAGAUCAAGGCAGUCAACGAGAGAGCCACCCUUUUUCGCAUCACUUCCAAUGCUAUGAUCAAUGCCUGUCGAAAUUUCUUAGAGCUGGCUGAAAGUCACAGUAAGAAGUGGCAGCGGGCGCUGCAAUAUGAGCGAGAGCAGCGCACCCACCUGGAGGAGACUAUUGAGCAGCUAGCCAAGCAGCACAACAGUCUGGAGCGAGCGUGGAGAGAGGCACCUGCACUUGCAUCCAGCACAACACGGGCCCCUACCAACAAAAAAGGGAGUGAGAGGCCGCUCAAGGAUGAUGCAAGUGAUGAAGAUGAGGAGUACUUUGACGCCAUGGAGGAUUCCCCUGCAUUUAUCACAGUGACCACCACUGACAACACACAGCGCAGGCAAUCUCAGAGCAGUUUAAGCGGAGCAAGCGGAGGGAAUGCCAAUGACUGGAACCAGCAUGACCAUAUGUCCCCAAGCUGUAACGAUGUGUCAGGGAAGGAGCUGCAGCCGCGCCGACAGCGGCGGACUCGUGUCCCUGACAAGCCUAAUUACUCCCUCAAUUUGUGGAGUAUCAUGAAGAACUGCAUUGGAAAGGAGCUUUCCAAAAUCCCCAUGCCUGUGAACUUCAAUGAGCCUCUGUCGAUGCUGCAACGUCUCACAGAAGACUUGGAGUAUCACGAGCUUUUGGAUAAGGCGGCACGCUGUGAAUCCUCGCUGGAGCAGAUGUGUCUGGUUGCUGCCUUUUCCGUCUCUUCCUACUCCACUACUGUCCACCGGACAGCCAAACCGUUCAACCCACUACUGGGUGAGACCUAUGAGCUUGAUCGCCUCGAAGAGUUUGGCUACCGCUCACUGUGUGAGCAGGUGAGCCAUCACCCCCCUGCAGCAGCACAUCAUGUGAUUUCCCAACGAGGCUGGACCUUAUGGCAGGAAAUUACGAUUGCCAGCAAGUUUCGUGGCAAAUACCUCUCCAUAAUGCCAUUAGGUUCCAUUCACCUGAAGUUCCACUCCAGUGGCAACCACUAUGUGUGGAGAAAAGUCACGUCCACUGUGCACAACAUCAUUGUGGGCAAGCUGUGGAUUGACCAGUCAGGGGACAUUGAGAUUGUGAAUCACAAGACCAAAGAGACCUGCACACUCAAAUUCUCCCCCUACAGUUAUUUCUCCAGGGAUGUUCCUCGGAAGGUCACAGGUGUGGUGACUGAUAAUGGUGACAAGGCUCAUUACAUUCUGUCGGGUACAUGGGAUGAGAAAAUUGAGAGUGCCAAGAUCAUUCAGAGCAGCCGAGGUGGCAGCGGAUCAGAGGGCAAGCAGAAAACCAUCUAUCAGACCUUGUCCCCCAAACUACUAUGGAAGAAGUAUCCUCUACCGGAGAAUGCGGAGAACAUGUACCACUUCUCAGCGCUGGCACUGACUCUGAACGAGCCGGACGAUGCAGUGGGUCUGACCGACAGCCGUCUGAGACCAGACCAGAGGCUAAUGGAAGAAGGACGGUGGGAUGAAGCAAACUCUGAAAAACAAAGAUUAGAAGAGAAACAAAGAGCUGUGAGAAGAAAGAGAGAAGCGGAGGCCUCAGAUGCUCUGGAUGAAGAAUGUGAUAAUGACUCUGGAAAAGAAUAUGAAGGCUACCAUCCACUGUGGUUUCACCAGAGGAGAGACUCCAUUACUGGAGAGACACACUUUGCAUACAAAGGGGGUUACUGGGAGGCUAAGGAGAGACAGGACUGGACCGUUUGUCCUGAUAUAUUCUAACACCGGACGCUUCCCCGCAGCAAGACUACAGGAAACUAAGGAGCUGCUCCACAUGUGCUCCUUCAGCAGUGAGGUGUAGCACGCUCGGUAGAGCUUUGUGAAUGUGACACACUCGUAAUUCUUUGUACCUCCAAAUGUUCCCUCUCACUGCUUUACAGAUGGAGAAUAUGAUGGAAUGUCCCCAGUCCCACUAUGUGUGUGAUGCUCUCAGAGGUGUAACGCCACACUAUAAAGGCACCAAAUGAGCUGCUAUGUCAAUGCACUUUCCUAUGUCGCACCCAGCAGUUUUAACCAUUCAACCAUACUGAAGCAGGCUAUGUAAAAAGACCACCAUGCUGAAAACACAUUAGUCUUCAAAUGAGUCCUCAGGUUAUUGCGAGCCUCUUUUAUAAAGCCUAAAUUUGUCUUCAGGCACAAUUUUAACUUCUAAUGAUUCGCACAUUUAGUUGCAUUAAAAUAUGGUUGAUAUUCUUCAGUCAACACGACAGGAAUUAUUAAUAUUCAGAUUUAGGAACUUGAGUUAUAUUUUCAAAGCCUCAGAUAAAGGGGGUUGUUAUUAAUUAUAGAUUCAUCAUGCCACCAUUCAUCAACAACCACUUAGUUUUAAUGAUAAAUGAUUACAAAUGCUUGUGAAGGAAGGAAUAUAAAAUGCACAACUCUGGUCAAUGUGCCAAAUAAUAAACAGAAAAACAAGACCAUUUACCUUAUUUGGCGCUACAAGAUAAAAAAUUAUACCACACUUUGAGACUUUUCCGUUUUCUUUCCGUUAUUCAACCUUUAGCUGAAUUUAAUGCAAAUAGUUCCUGCUUUUGUGUUAAUAUACUGUUUAGCCCAUUCAUUUAUGAAAAUAAUAUGGCCUAACCUGUCUUCCAAAUUCCAACCAAACUGGCAAACUAUUUGCGUGCAGGCAAUGAUAAAUGUGUCAUGUUUCUGGAAAAUAGGUGUGAAUGUAAUGUAGUGCUAUUAGUUUAAACUUCUUUCAAAUACGUUAAAUCAAAGUCUCCCGUUGAAAUAAAUUGAAAUAAAUUUAAUUGGUGCUUGGCUCCGCCCAAAACAGGCACGAUUUUAAUAUGUAACAUGCCUUUUUAAAAGAAAAACAAACUUUUAGAUGAGGACAUUUGUAUAAAAACAAUACAAUAGAAUAUACUACUACCAACUACUGUAAUUUUAUGAAGUAAUGUAAUAAUAAUGUACAGCAUUUGGAGAGUGAACUUCCUUGGUAUCUCCUUCCAGUUGCUUCUCCGUUAAACACACCAUCAGCAACUUUCCAUAUUUUCAUGAUAAAUGUCCGUUGUUUAGAUACUAUUUUAACAUUCUUGGCUAACAUUCUGCUUCAGUAUGGUGUAGACUAGCAGUGAUACGCUCGAAUUCCUUUGCCAAUUUGGCGACACGCUCGGUCAUGUUAGUUGAGAUUUCUUUCUUUAAAAUUCAAUAAAUAUCAUACCCUUCUUCACAGUCACUUUGUUCCUUCCCAUGGCUAAAAACAUGUUUUGUCCAUCUCUAGCUAUCAGCUAAUGCUAGCGAGUAAGACCAGAUGUUUCUGGGCGGAUCUUUUGGGGUUCACUGUGAUAUUUGCCACGCCAACUAAUGGCGAGGAUGUAACUCAAAUUUGUGCUUGCAACUUAAAGCGUAACACUCUUAAGUUGAGGUAUAACUGUAAAUGUCUGAGCUGACUGUUUUCAAUGAUGUGUAGUACUUCGCACCUGCUCCUCAGCCUCUCUCUGUUUCUAGUUAAUAGUUCAGGUGUUUCCAGUGGCACUGUGUGAGACUGGAGUCUCGGUUGACAGGUUCUAGGUGAAACGGCGGAUAGGGCUGGUCCCUGUGGCGCACCACUGAACAGAGCCCUUUGCUCCAGGCUCACCACAGUGCUCACGAGGUCUGCAGUGUUUGUACAAUGAUUUGGGAUCAGGUACCUUCUUCCGUCUUUUUGCCUUUAAUUGACUGGUCUGUGUGCACUACAUUGACAAGCUUUGAGAAAACAGUCAAUAGUAUUUUUCUGUUUUCAUUUUGUAGGAAUGUAGAAAUCAAGGCUGGAGGUACUGUAUGUUCCGUCUGGUCUUGUUUGUGUGAAUAUUUUGUGAUAAGAGAAAUUUACUGUAAAAAUACGAUAAUUAAGUCUGUACAGCAUAGUUGAAACAUGGUCACAAAUGAACUGAUUGGGCCAUUCAUGUUUUAUAGUUCUAAAUAGUUUUAACAGAGAAAAAGAGUGUUUUCUAAAACCCUUGAUGCAGGCACAGAGGCUUGUUCUACUGAUUUAAAGACAAAAAAUACACUAGCUAAGAAAAAUCAUACACAAUACCACUCUGCUAAGUAUGCGUCUAAUAGCGCUCUGUUUUCAGCAGUGGCAAUUGUCAAUUAAUCAACUAUGUAUUAAUUAUUUGCACAACAGAUACACCUCCUCUCCAUUUCUAUACAGUCGUCCCUCGCCACAUAUUGCAGCUUCACCACAUCACAGAUAUUUUUUAAUUUUUUCCUAACGAUAUACUACGUCAUUUUGGUCUUAAUUAAGCAUUUUCAAGCAUAGUAAUGGCUAAACAAACUAAAAACUCUCAAUACUACAUUAGUAUUGGCCACUAGAAGAGCUCAAACCAAUAUAGGCGGGAUGUUCAGUAUCAUGGUCUUUGAUUGGCCCAGCCUCAGGCAGCAUUACUAUGUUGGAUUAAAACAAUGUAAAGGUGAUUAAAGGGUGUUAUUCUGUGUCUAGAGGACUGUCAUAAUGUAAGAAAUGUAUUUACCGUAUUUUUCGGACUAUAAGUCGCAGUUUUUUUCAUAGUUUGGGCUCCAGUGUGACUUAUAUAUGUUUUUUUCCUUCUUUAUUAUGCAUUUCCGGCAGGUGCGACUUAUACUCCGGUGCGACUUAUACUCCGAAAAAUACGAAAGAAGGUCAAACAUUUUUUUAUAGCCAUGAAAAUAUUUGAUUUAUAAUUAAUGAAUCCUACUUCGCGGAGAUUCAUUUAUCGCGACACAAUUAGCAGCGAUAAACGAGGGACGGCUGUAAUCAAUCAAAACAACCAUCAUCCAGUUCAGCAUUCACAUACAUCUAUGUCGUUUUGGGGAGUACACGUUUACCCACAUUUACAGCGAAAAUGGUAAAACUUGUCAAGCAAUUAUUACUAAAGUUGUUUGAUGUCAAUGUUUGAUGAACAAAACGAAUAAACAAAGUGAGGCAGUAGUUGAUAUUGCCUCAAUGGAUCAAGUUAUUUUUCACUUGUUGACUUGAAUGAAUUGAACUUUUCCAAGUCUUUAUGCUGCGCUAACAUUUCUGACUGUAGCUUUAAAAGUAACUUUAGAAGAUACCUUUUAAUUAUUACUGUAUAUUUCUGCUGCUUGUUUGUUUGUAUCACUCAUGUCCACAUAGUCCAAUAAGGCCUUUAGUCAUUUCAUGGCUUCAAAGGGUCGCUAUGGUUGCAGCAGAAACCGUUAUUUUGAAGCGUUCUUCAAUUAUGACUGAGUUUUGAAUGAGCUGAUCAUAUCCAUGUAGUCGAUUGAUUAACAAAAAAAAAUGUUGGUGUCGUUUCCUGUACAGUAUCACAUAGCUGUAGCAAUAACACAUUUAGAAGUGGAGAUGCCGCUCAGUGUUCAGGCUUGUGCAGAAAGGGAAAAGCAACCAAAGUGUGCGUACAGUAUAUGUGAAUAAUGUACUGUUCAUUACCUUUUCAUCAUGGCUUCCUGUUUUUAGAAGGUUUCUGCACACUUCUCACCUGACUUGCAGUGUGGUUUCAGCUUUAUUUUUUAUGCUCUUAUUUUCUACCUUCUCAUGGGUGCCAUUAUUCUAAUGAUUGCUUAUUUAUAUAUGAUGUGAUCCAGUUGAAUGCGCACAUUCUUAGUUCAGAGGCAGCAGUAAAGCGUGUGAAAGAAGAGUUUUCUUGCCUUGUCUGAACUGAAUCCUGCUGGGACUGUGACUCAUACUUUAGUUAUAAGGUAUAGGUCUGCUUUUUACUGAUCUGUAGAGGGAUGAAAGUUAACAAUUCUAAACAGCAGCCUGCUGCAAAAAGUCAACGGUUAUUGAUGCCUUGACUAUUAUACACAUAAUAGUGUAUCCACUUGUAAAUCACCAUGUUAAAGUUUGUUCUUUUUUCAUGAAUUGUGUAUUUUUUAUUUUCCCCAUUUCAAUCCAUAACAUUGUCUGAUAACAACCAAGACACAACAAUUGAAAUUAAAAUAAAGAUGUUGACACUUGA
Messenger RNA from Nerophis lumbriciformis (worm pipefish), 6668 nucleotides. It is a transcript of the gene osbp2b, whose product is annotated as oxysterol binding protein 2b. Gene Ontology annotation, cellular component: cytosol; plasma membrane; perinuclear endoplasmic reticulum. The record is from RefSeq and is a predicted model, not a curated record. Gene Ontology annotation, molecular function: cholesterol binding. NCBI's taxonomy places the organism in Eukaryota, Metazoa, Chordata, Actinopteri, Syngnathiformes, Syngnathidae.